This is a messenger RNA of Oppia nitens, 459 nucleotides long. RefSeq names its product cuticle protein 10.9-like. Bases 1 to 459 code for a protein of 152 amino acids. The record is from RefSeq and is a predicted model, not a curated record. The transcript is spliced from 3 exons. Gene Ontology annotation, cellular component: chitin-based extracellular matrix. Gene Ontology annotation, molecular function: structural constituent of chitin-based larval cuticle. Lineage: Eukaryota; Metazoa; Arthropoda; Arachnida; Sarcoptiformes; Oppiidae.
AUGAUUAAAGCUGGUAUUAUGUUGUCAUUGUUGGCCAUUGUGGGCGCAAAUAUGAUAUUAAACUUACGGGACAACCAUAACAACAACAACAACAACAAUGACGAUCACUGGAGAUCGCGAGACAACGACGACUACUCACAUCCCAUACCUUAUGCCUUUGGUUACGAUGUUAAAGAUGACAAACACGGCGCCCAACUGUCCCGUAAGGAGGAAAGCAAUGGACACGGAUCAGUGCGGGGCAGCUAUGGCUACCGGGAUGACAAAGGCAUUGAACGUCGGGUCGAGUAUGUGGCCGACAAAGGAGGCUUCCGGGCCGUAGUCAAGACCAACGAACCGGGAACUGCCAAAAGUAAUCCGGCAGAUGUCGAGAUGUUAGCCGAUCCAGUGAUCGUCGAUUGGGGCAAAUGGUCAUCACCUCAACGGUCAGAUAAUUAUAAACAAAUGCUCUGUAUCCAUUAA